UAUUAAGUAGGGUUUUGUAUUUGGGUAGCAAAGUACCGGUACCAAAAUAGUCAUUCAAAGCACAAUGACGAUGAUCGAAAGGCGAAGAAGGGCGCUUUCAACUGCGUCAUAUCCAGCCUCUCGCUCGCUCUCAUUUUGGAACUCUCCUGCAGUCUGCUGCAAUUUACUUGUACCGCCGGCGGUACCGAGUGGUAGUUUAACCGUGCCCAGACACCUCGCGUCGUCCAAAUCAGAUUAUUACCAUUAGGGCAGGAAAAGUGGAUCCUGACGUAAGAGUCUUAAAUCCUCCACCACCGCGAACACUCUCAUUCCGAGCUUCUUCAUCCAGACAACGGCGGAUGCAUCCGUGCCGUGCACUGAGCAUGACUAUUCUGCGUCUUGUCUGAGACGAACCGGGAACAGGACCGGACAACCAGCAACAAGGAAAUGGCGUCGUAUCUCCAGAUUGCAGAUGAUGAGAAAGGCUACAACCUCGACCUUUUCUGUGUGCCCAGACAUUACGAGAAGGAUUUGGACAAGGUGAUCAUUCCUCAUGGACUCAUUAUGGACAGGACGGAGCGCUUGGCCCGCGACAUCGUGCGGGACAUGGGGGCCCACCAUAUCGUCGCCCUUUGCGUGUUGAAGGGCGGCUACAAAUUCUUCGCAGACCUGCUGGACUACAUCAAGAUGUUGAACCAGAACAACGAUAAAUCGGUCCCACUGACGGUGGAUUUCAUUAGAGUGAAAAGUUACUGCAAUGACAAAUCAACCAACAACGUCAAAGUCAUCGGCGGUGAUGAUCUGUCCAGUCUCUCAGGCAAGCAUGUUUUGAUAGUUGAGGACAUCGUGGAGACGGGAAGGACGAUGCAGACGCUGCUCUCGCUGCUAAGUGAAAGCAGGCCCAAGAUGGUGAAAGUGGUGAGUCUGCUGGUGAAGAGGACGCCCAGGAGUUCAGGGUAUAGACCAGAUUACAUUGGAUUUGAGGUGCCUGAUGCCUUCCUGGUGGGCUACGCUUUGGACUACAAUGAGUACUUCAGAGAUCUCAGUCACAUCUGCAUACUGAAUGACGAAGCCAAGGAGAAGUAUAGAGUGUGAUGCGAUGGCAACUCAAAUGGAUGACAACAGGGACCACUGUCUUUAUUUUUAUACACAAAAGCCCAUAUGUGCAAAAGAACAUUUUCUUACCCUCUGUGACCGAAAGUAGUAUGGCGGAUAUUUUGGUUGGAUGAUUAAUUUAUUUAUUGAUGUUAAGAAUUGUUUUAAGUGUACAUUUAGAUUUAUCUCUAUUAUAAGGAAAGAGAAUGUAACUCAUUUGCUGACUCAGGCUUUUCAGUGAGUGAAAAGUAGCCUUUUAGUUUGUGCAUAUACACUUGCCACCUACAUAUUACAGUCAUAAAAUGUCAAUGUACUGUAUAGUCACACAUUAUGCCAAGUGGACUGAUGCCGGACAUCGUGCUGUAUAUUUUAUUUGGUAAAGUGCAUUUUCAUCAUAAUGGGCGCUGCAAUACAAUUUGAGUUGAAAGAA
Molecule: messenger RNA, 1504 nt
Organism: Hippocampus zosterae (dwarf seahorse)
Lineage: Eukaryota; Metazoa; Chordata; Actinopteri; Syngnathiformes; Syngnathidae
Gene: hprt1l
Product: hypoxanthine phosphoribosyltransferase 1, like
Exons: 9
Coding region: 427-1074 (215 amino acids)
Biological process (GO): hypoxanthine metabolic process; IMP salvage; purine ribonucleoside salvage
Molecular function (GO): magnesium ion binding; hypoxanthine phosphoribosyltransferase activity
Source: RefSeq, a predicted model, not a curated record